Messenger RNA from Bemisia tabaci, 2189 nucleotides. It is a transcript of the gene Sobp, whose product is annotated as Sine oculis-binding protein. The record is from RefSeq and is a predicted model, not a curated record. Gene Ontology annotation, biological process: animal organ development. Gene Ontology annotation, cellular component: nucleus. Lineage: Eukaryota; Metazoa; Arthropoda; Insecta; Hemiptera; Aleyrodidae.
UCAUUCGUCCCGCCUCGCAGGAACCGGCCGGAAGCGCCCCUGUCACGCGGUUCCGUGUUUUAGUUUUUUUACGCAAUUCCGCGGGUGGUAAGUGAAAUGUGUCGAUCGUGUCGCCAUGUGCCGAUGAGAUAGUUUUCCGUGUCUGUUCUGUGAUUUCGGAUGAUGGCCUUCCCAGGGAAUAACGUGCAUUGCAGAGGGAUAAAAUUGUCCAUCAACGCGAAGGAGAGAGAACCUAAGGAUUUAAGUGUGAAGAAUGGCGGGAAACCGCUGAGUUGGUGCAAUCUUCAAAAACGGGACCGGGGCGAGAGGCAAAAGCGAGUGAUGAUCGUGGAUCGGAAAAGGCGAAAACCCAGCUCACCAUUUUCCGAGGACAGCUGUGCUUCGGAUGACAUAGAGGCGUGCAGCAUCGGGAGUCCGCCCAGCCAUAUAGACACGACGUCUCCUAGAGUAUCUCCUUUGCCACCCGCAGUCAUUCCCAACGGAUACGUAGCGUGCGGCUGGUGCCAAAAAGUUGUCAAGUCGAAAGCGAUUAGUUUCAAAGCUGUCAACGGAGACAAAUCAUUCUGCUCGGAGGUUUGCUUCACUCAGUGUCGCAGGGCCAGCUUCAAAAGGAAGAAAACAUGUGAUUGGUGCAAACACGUUCGGCAUACAGUAAACUACGUAGAUUUCCAGGAUGGCGACCAUCAGCUACAAUUUUGCAGCGGAAAAUGCCUGAACCAGUACAAGAUGAACAUCUUCUGCCGCGAGACGCAAGCCCACCUGGACCUCCACCCACACCUGCAAGGCUCGGAGACAACGAAAACCAAAACGGCGAAUUCGACCAACCUCAUCACGCCGGACCUGUGGCUCCGGGACUGCGAGUCGGACUCCAGCCCAUCCGCCUCACCCUCGCCGCCUCCUCACCCACCCUCCCCGCCCACACCUCCAUGUGUACCCUCACCCCUAAUAGAGAUCAAGGUCUCCACCCCUUCGUCACCUCCAUCCUCCGCUACCCCAACCACGAGCGACCACGGCAUCAACCUACGGGUCCGAAAGGAGAUCCUCAACCGGAAGCGGAAGAAGGCCGAGGCCGAAUCUCCAGUCAAUCCGCCGCCUCCACUUCCCAACAACUUCUUCAACUUCAACCCCCACCCCGAGCGGCCACCCUUCAACCCGGAAGCCCUACAUAGGCCGCCCUUCAACCCCGAGGCCAUGCCUAGGCCGCCCUUCAACCCCUCCUUCCCGCACAUGUUCCCGCCUUUCCACCGCCCUAUGCGGCUGCCUCCGCCUCUCUUACCGAUCAACCGACCCUUGGUGCCGCCUCCACCCCCUCCCAGCCAACUGCUCCCCCCUCCUACGGUGCUAAUCCCCUACCCCGUCGCCCUGCCCAUCCCCGUCCCCGUGCCGAUUCCUGUGCCCAUCCCUAUUCCCCUGGAGGUCUUCGCCACCCUCCGGCAGAAGGAGGACAAGUCUAGUCAGCCCCCAGCGGAGAAGGUGCAGGUCAAGACGGAGCCCGUUUCACCUCCACCUACCGCCUGGCAGGAGGCGGAGGAGGAACCUGAGAAAAGACCGACCUCUAGAGCAUCUCUGGAGAAGCAGAAGACUGUCCCCGCACCGUGUAUCUAGUCAAGAUUUCAGGGUCGAGUUGCGUAGUCUGGGAGAUUUUUUUCGACGAAAUGAGGAGAGUUCGCUGUGUCAACGGGCUCCAAAGGUUGGGUGCGUGCAAAUAUCUGUGGAUUUACUGAUCAACUUUCUCAAAAUUUGAAGGAAAAAAACGCUCUUCGGCUUUGCUUAAUGUCCUCCUCCAAGUUCUCCAAGGUGAGGCUUCUAUGACCGUCUACCACCACAUCAUCAAAGAGACCAUCUCAAUAAUUUUUUUACCUUCUUUAUCUAAAGAAAGGUUUGAGAAUGUGUGUAGCAUUGUCAGUACUUUAGAUUAAAUAAUACAUGCUGACUCUCAAAAAACCCACCCACGAUGGUGAAACAUGAGGUUGUACAUGGUUGUAUCUUAGUUCAGCUUCAGAACUGCACUGAGGUAUGUGACCAAAAGAUUGCUAAGGAGGGUCUGAAUUUUUUUUCUUAGAAACUUCGUGGUGGUUAAAUUUGCUCUACCGGCGGGCCGAUUUUUGAAACUUAUAGACAAAGCUAUAGACAAACACGACAAAAGGGAUUUGGAGGGAUUCUAUUGGUGGAAGCAGGUGGUGGUAAUG